AUGUUUCGCGUUCGGAAGCGCAUAUUGAACCCAUCCCAUGUCCAGUCCACUUCCACGAUGGCAGCGAAUAUCUGUCAGCUCCUCGAUCUAGAGUCUGAGUCGGAAGACGAGGAAAGAUCUAUUUUAAUGUAUCUAUUUAAUCGAAGAAGAACAAAAAGCGAGAAAAAUGCGUAUCUGCGAAAAAGACAAAGUCAUGGAGAGUUCAACUUAUCUAGAGAAGUUCCAGACAGCAUAUUCAAAGAGACAUUUAGAGUGAACAGAACACAGUUCAACGAAAUCCAUGAAUUGAUAAAGAACGAUAUUACGGGUAAAGAGUGCAAUGCACAAAAACCUAUUGGAAGUGAAGAAAAAGUAGCCGUAUGUCUAAGGUAA
Messenger RNA from Acanthoscelides obtectus, 372 nucleotides. The record is from the annotation of a GenBank genome assembly. NCBI's taxonomy places the organism in Eukaryota, Metazoa, Arthropoda, Insecta, Coleoptera, Chrysomelidae.